AUGGGUAUCGCUGUCAUCGGCCACGUGCCCGAAGGCUUCCCAAAGUUGGCCUGGCCAAUCAAGACCAGCGAUGAUUGGCAGCUUGCCAAGGAGCUCUUUCCUGGAGCAGUGAUGUUAGCGCUGGUGAACUUCCUUUCGUCCUUUGCCGCUGCCAGAAAGUUCGCUAUGAAGGCAGGAUACCAAGUUGUGGCUGUCAAUGAGCUGCUGGCGCUUGGAGCAGCGAACUUUGGUGGCGCCAUGUGCGGAGCUGUUCCAACACAGAUUGGCCUUAGCCGAAUGGGAAUUGCCAGCUCCAUCGGAGUGCGAAGCCAGCUAGGCGCAAACAUCUUUGUGGCCGUGGUGAUUGCAACUAUACUGUUGCUACUGAGCCCUUACAUCUACUAUGUUCCAAGGUGCGCUUUGAACAUAAUUAUUAUUUUGGGCGCGUCCUCACUUACAGAGUUUGAGCAUGCUGCGUGGCUGUGGUCUCUCCGGGCAACCCGCACUCGUCAGCGAACCUAUGUGGUGGACUAUGCUGUUUGGUGGGUGGCUUUUCUUUUCACACUCUACCUUGGUGCUCUGAAAGGCAUUCUCGGCGCCGUGGUGGUGUCUUUGGUGUUGAUCGUGUACCAAGUAGCCGAUCCACCGCUCACAACCUUGGGCUACUGCGAGUGCCGUGGACGGUGGCUGAAUGUCAAGGAGCGUCUAGACACGGUGCAGCGGCCCGGGAUCUUGUCAUUUCGUCCAGAGGGCCCACUCUUCUAUGCAAACGUUGAACGUAUGGAGGAGUGGUUGGACGAGAUGGAAAUUGCUGCCAACGCCGAGGGUACUCCACUGAAGUCCAUCAUCCUGUCAGCAGCGGCGAUCCCCUUCUUGGAUACUUCUGCCGUGGAAGCUUUGGGGCUGAUGCUCGAAGCAUAUCGCAAGCGCAAGAUUGCAUUUCUGAUUGCUCACGCAUCUGGCCAGCCGCGGCAGAUACUGCUUCAUGUUCUAGGCGACUACAUGCCAGAAGGCUGUCUGACGACCCCUUGGACUGUGGAGGAGUGCGUGCAGUUCCUUCUGAAGCAAAACCAAGAGAACAUGCAGGUUCCGGAGCGAUCCAUCGACUCCUCACCUGCGCUGUCUGCCAUGCUGUCGCCGCAGGCACCUGGUCUGCCGCGGGUGACGUCAAUUCCACAACAACUUGGCGAGGAUGAGGACCCGGACAUCAACGAAGCAGUGGAGGGCAAGCGAUUGCAGAUCCGGCCGCUGCAUACUUCUGCCAGCUUUGCUUCUAGCUCAAACCUCUUGAUGCUCCCUGAGCAGCGUGCGUAA
Symbiodinium pilosum is the source of this 1293-nucleotide messenger RNA. Lineage: Eukaryota; Dinophyceae; Suessiales; Symbiodiniaceae. The record is from the annotation of a GenBank genome assembly.